Tetrahymena thermophila SB210 is the source of this 480-nucleotide messenger RNA. RefSeq names its product cyclic nucleotide-binding domain protein. Gene Ontology annotation, cellular component: perinuclear region of cytoplasm; nucleus; cytosol. Gene Ontology annotation, biological process: nucleocytoplasmic transport; activation of GTPase activity. Gene Ontology annotation, molecular function: GTPase activator activity; small GTPase binding. The record is from RefSeq and is a predicted model, not a curated record. The transcript has 6 exons. Lineage: Eukaryota; Ciliophora; Oligohymenophorea; Hymenostomatida; Tetrahymenidae.
AUGAAAAACUGCGACAAUUAAAUUGGUGCAAUUGGUGCAUCAGGCUUAGGUUCUGCUUUAGCAAAUUGCAUUAAUCUGAAGAAUUUGACAGUUGACCUUAGUUGGAAUUAAAUUGGUGAUGAAGGUGCAUCAGGCUUAGGUUCUGCUUUAGCAAAUUGCAUUAAUCUCUCAAAUUUGACACUUGACCUUCAUAAAAAUUAAAUUGCUGAUGAAGGUGCAUCAGGCUUAGGUUCUGCUUUAGCAAAUUGCAUUAAUCUCUCGAAUUUGACACUUAAACUUGUUGACAAUUAAAUUGGUGAUGAAGGUGCAUCAGGCUUAGGUUCUGCUUUAGCAAAUUGCAUUAAUCUCUCAAAUUUGACACUUGAUCUUGGGGAAAAUUAAAUUGGUGAUGAAGGUGCAUCAGGCUUAGGUUCUGCUUUAGCAAAUUGCAUUAAUCUCUCAAAUUUGACACUUGACCUUCAGUAAAAACAGUUUAUUUGA